Messenger RNA from Penicillium subrubescens, 1197 nucleotides. RefSeq names its product gelsolin family protein. The record is from RefSeq and is a predicted model, not a curated record. Gene Ontology annotation, molecular function: actin filament binding. The transcript has a single exon. Bases 1 to 1197 code for a protein of 398 amino acids. Lineage: Eukaryota; Fungi; Ascomycota; Eurotiomycetes; Eurotiales; Aspergillaceae.
AUGGCACCCCACGAAGGAUUAGUUCACCUGAAAGAGUACGACGUCAAGGACAGCAAUGUGGAGCUGAUUGGAUCCGAUAUCGACCACCGUGUCAAGUACAAUUCCGCCGCGACCGAACCAGCUUGGAAUAACGGACGGAUUGGCCAAGAAGCUGGAUUUUUCAUCUGGCGAAUCGAAAACUUCGAGGUCAUCCCUUGGCCCAAAGAGCGAUAUGGCGAAUUUUACGACGGGGAUAGCUUCAUUGUGCUGCAUUCAUACAAGGUCGGGAAGCAACAAGGCGAGGAGAAGCUAGCGCAUGAUGUUUUCUUCUGGUUGGGGAGUAAGACUACGCAGGAUGAAGCCGGGACUGCCGCCUACAAGACAGUCGAGCUGGAUGAGUUCUUGCACGGCGCUGCGACUCAGCAUCGCGAGACACAAGCGCAGCCCUCCGACGAAUUCCUCUCCCUAUUCCGUCACUACCAGAUCCGGUCUGGCGGUGUGCGCUCCGGCUUCACCCAUGUCGAGCCGAAAGAGCAAAAGGAAAUCCUUACCCUCCUCCGCAUCUUCAAGGACCCCGGUGGUGGCCGUGCGAUUAUUGUACACGAGGUGGAACCUACAUGGCAGAGCCUUGACGAGAAGGAUGUCUUUGUUUUGGAUAAGGGUGAAAAGAUCUGGGUCUGGCAGGGCAAGAGCUGCAGCCCAAUGGAGAAGGCUAAGGCAGCGCAGGUGGUGAAUGACAUGACUCUAGCAAAGCACGUUGACGUGGAAGUUCUGUCGCAACUUGAAUCCCGGUCAAAGAUUAUUGUCGAUCUGCUGGGAGGCAAGGAGGUGCAACAACAGACAUUCCAAGCGUCUCGACCCGGGUCAUUCGCCAAGCGAUCCAUUGAGGCACAUGAUACAACUCACCCGCGCAAGCUGUUCCGUCUCAGUGAUUCCUCUGGACAAUUGUCCUUUGAUCUUGUCAAAGACGGCGGUCGGAUCAACCGGUCGGACUUUGACGGCAACGACGUCUUCUUAUAUGACGUUGGCAACAGACUUUGGGUCUGGCAGGGUCUUGGUGCUAGCGAACACGAAAAGGCGCACUGGCUCAAGGUUGCCCAAUAUUACGUGCGUCAACUUCAAGAAAGCCAAGAAAGUUCCGAAGCAUACCUUACUCCGAUUGCCAAGGUGGUUGAAGGUCAUGAAAGCUCAGCGUUCUUGAAGGCCAUUGAAGUGUAG